GCGGAGGGAGGGGCCGAGGACGCAGGGGGUGGGGGCUGCCGAGGCAGAGUCGCAGCGGCUUCAGCCUCCUGUUCGCUCACUCGUUCUCAGUGCCCGGAGCCGGGUGCCCGGCUCGUGGCGGUUCGCAGCUCCCGCUCCUGCUGGGGACCUGCAGGGCUCCGGACCGCGCGGCCGGCCGGGAGCCCCGGGCGCGCCGCGGAUGCAGGGCCGGAUGGCGCUAUCCGCAGUGGGCCUCCUUGUUGUCUCCCUUCUGCAAGCUGCCCUCACUCUGAACCCUGAGGACCCCAAUGUGUGUAGCCACUGGGAGAGCUAUGCUGUGACAGUGCAGGAGUCUUAUGCGCACCCCUUUGACCAGAUCUACUACACACGAUGUGCAGACAUCCUCAACUGGUUCAAGUGCACCCGGCACCGGAUCAGCUAUAAGACGGCAUAUAGGCGUGGCCUCCGGACCAUGUACCGCCGGAGGUCCCAGUGCUGCCCUGGCUACUACGAGAAUGGAGACUUCUGCAUUCCCCUGUGCACGGAAGAGUGUAUGCAUGGCCGCUGCGUCUCCCCAGAUACCUGCCUCUGUGAGCCCGGAUGGGGAGGCCCUGACUGCUCUAGCGGCUGUGACAGCGAACACUGGGGUCCCCACUGCAGCAACCGGUGUCAGUGUCAGAACGGCGCCCUGUGCAACCCUAUCACCGGCGCCUGCGUGUGCGCCCCAGGCUUCCGAGGCUGGCGCUGUGAGGAACUCUGUGCUCCCGGUACCCACGGCAAAGGCUGCCAGCUGCCGUGUCAGUGCCACCAUGGCGCUAGCUGCGACCCACGCACGGGCGAGUGCCUUUGCGCACCCGGCUACACCGGUGUUUACUGCGAGGAGCUGUGCCCCCCUGGGAGCCAUGGGGCUCACUGUGAGCUGCGCUGCCCCUGCCAAAAUGGGGGCACCUGCCACCACAUCACUGGGGAGUGUGCUUGCCCUCCGGGCUGGACGGGAGCAGUGUGUGCUGAGCCCUGCCCAGCAGGGACCUUUGGCCAGAACUGUAGCCAGGAUUGUCCCUGCCACCAUGGAGGCCAGUGUGACCAUGUGACUGGACAGUGCUACUGCACAGCUGGAUACAUGGGGGACAGGUGCCAGGAGGAAUGCCCCUUUGGAACUUUCGGCUUCCGGUGCUCUCAGCGCUGUGACUGCCACAAUGGAGGUCAAUGUUCACCGACCACAGGUGCCUGUGAGUGUGAGCCUGGCUAUAAGGGCCCGAGCUGCCAGGAGCGGCUCUGCCCGGAGGGCCUGCAUGGCUCGGGCUGCACCUUGCCCUGUCCCUGCGACACUGAGAACACUGUCAGCUGCCAUCCGGUCACUGGAGCUUGUACCUGCCGACCAGGCUGGUCUGGCCACUACUGCAAUGAGUCCUGCCCUGCCGGCUACUAUGGCAACGGUUGCCAGCUGCCCUGCACCUGUCAGAAUGGCGCUGACUGCCACAGCGUCACUGGGGGCUGUACUUGCGCACCAGGCUUCAUGGGAGAGGUGUGUGCGGUUCCCUGCCCUGCGGGGACCUAUGGUCCCAACUGCUCAUCUGUAUGUAGCUGCAGCAAUGGCGGCACCUGUUCCCCUGUGGAUGGCUCCUGCACCUGUCAAGAGGGGUGGCAGGGCCUGGACUGCUCCCUGCCUUGUCCCAGUGGGACCUGGGGCCUGAAUUGCAAUGAGAGCUGCGUCUGUGCCAACGGGGCAGCCUGCAGCCCCUCUGACGGCUCCUGUGCCUGUACCCCAGGCUGGCUGGGGGACUCCUGCGAACUGCCCUGCCCAGAUGGCACUUUCGGACUGAACUGCAGUGAACACUGUGAUUGCAGCCAUGCCGAUGGCUGUGACCCUAUCACAGGCCACUGCUGCUGCCUGGCAGGAUGGACAGGCAUCCGCUGUGACAGCACAUGUCCUCCAGGUCGCUGGGGUCCCAACUGCUCAGUGUCCUGCAGCUGUGAGAAUGGAGGUUCCUGUUCUCCAGAGGACGGAAGCUGCGAGUGUGCCCCUGGCUUCCGAGGACCCUUAUGUCAGAGAAUCUGCCCACCAGGGUUCUACGGCCAUGGCUGCGCCCAGCCUUGUCCUCUCUGCGUGCACAGCAGCGGGCCCUGCCACCACAUCAGUGGCAUCUGUGAGUGCCUGCCAGGAUUCUCUGGAGCCUUGUGCAACCAAGUGUGUGCUGGAGGGCACUUCGGGCAGGACUGUGCCCAGCUCUGCUCCUGUGCCAACAAUGGGACCUGCAGCCCCAUCGAUGGUUCCUGUCAGUGUUUUCCUGGGUGGAUUGGCAAGGACUGCUCACAGGCCUGCCCACCUGGGUUCUGGGGCUCUGCCUGCUUCCAUACAUGCAGCUGCCACAACGGGGCGAGCUGCAGCGCCGAGGAUGGGGCCUGCCACUGCACCCCUGGCUGGACUGGACUCUUCUGCACGCAGCGGUGCCCCACAGCGUUUUUUGGGAAGGAUUGUGGGCACAUAUGCCAGUGUCAGAACGGAGCCAGCUGUGACCACAUCACUGGGAAAUGCACCUGUCGAACAGGCUUCACUGGGCGCCACUGUGAACAGAGAUGUGCCCCAGGAACGUUUGGAUAUGGGUGUCAGCAGCUCUGUGAGUGCAUGAACAAUGCCACUUGUGACCAUGUCACUGGUACCUGUUACUGCAGUCCUGGAUUCAAAGGAAUCAGAUGUGACCAAGCUGCCCUCAUGAUGGACGAGCUGAAUCCCUACACCAAGAUCAGUCCAGCUUUGGGAGCAGAGCGGCACUCAGUGGGUGCUGUCACAGGCAUCAUCCUUCUGUUGUUCCUGGUUGUGGUGCUGCUGGGCCUUUUUGCCUGGCGACGGAGGCGACAGAAAGAGAAAGGCCGUGACCUGGCUCCCCGUGUCUCCUACACCCCAGCCAUGAGGAUGACCAGCACAGACUAUUCUCUCUCAGAUUUGUCUCAAAGUAGCAGCCAUGCCCAGUGCUUUUCCAAUGCCAGCUACCACGCACUGGCGUGCGGGGGCCCUGCCACCAGCCAGGCCAGCACUCUGGACAGGAACAGCCCCACCAAGCUCAGUAACAAGUCCCUUGACAGAGACACAGCAGGCUGGACCCCCUACAGCUAUGUGAACGUGUUAGACUCCCAUUUCCAGAUCAGUGCCCUGGAGGCCAGGUACCCGCCCGAGGACUUCUACAUUGAACUUAGACACCUCAGCCGCCACGCUGAGCCACACUCACCAGGCACCUGUGGAAUGGAUAGACGUCAGAAUACAUACAUUAUGGACAAAGGCUUCAAAGAUUACAUGAAAGAAUCUGUGUGCAGUUCUAGUACUUGCUCCUUGAACAGCAGUGAAAACCCUUAUGCCACAAUUAAGGACCCACCCAUCCUCACCUGCAAGCUUCCAGAAAGCAGCUAUGUAGAAAUGAAGUCACCUGUGCACAUGGGGUCUCCGUACACAGAUGUGCCAUCCUUGUCGACAGCUAAUAAAAAUAUAUAUGAAGUUGAGCCCACAGUCAGUGUGGUCCAGGAAGGCCGAGGUCAGAACUCCAGCUAUAUCCAGAAUCCGUACGACCUACCUAGGAACAGCCAUAUUCCUGGUCAUUGUGACCUCCUCCCAGUAGGAGAGGGCCCCACCCACGGGCUCCCCCAGGACAAACUGUAAGAGGGACAAGCUUCUGAGUGUGCUCUGCCGACUAUUUUCUGGCUCUGAAAGAAGACAAUCCAUGACCUGAAAUGUCAGUACAGACGGACUGAGCUGUGUGUGAUUAGCUCCUUCACCUGGACUGAAGACAUGCUUCUAAACGGGAGUGGGUAACCGUUCAACAAAGCCUGUUCACAAAGGCAAAUCCUAUCACCUUCAGCCCUAAAUGCCUGGGUAUGAUUUUUUAAAACAUUUAAGAUACUGCUACUCAUCAACAUCAGCUAAAAGAUAUGUAUUUAAUAUUCUGAAACAACUCUUAAGAAGCAUGUAGCUUAGGUUCUGCAAACUUUCCUAAGAAGAAAAGGGGGCUGGGGAGGGGAGUGGGGACACUUUAAAGCACCUGAAAUGUAUAUGUGCUGUUGGCUGUUGGUACCAUCAACACCUGUUUCUAAGGGAAUUGGUCUGUGGACAUGAACUGUUCUAGUAUUAAUCGCAAAGUCUGUGUACAUAAGGCUUUGGUCCAUCAAAAUAUAACAGCCACAAUCAGAGUUUAAAAUAUAGCCUAAUUCUGACAACUUGCAUUUUCAAAAACAAGAAUUUAAUAGCCAUUUUCUUCUGCCCUAUUAGUGAUAACAGGCAAAACAGAAAGGGGGAAUAAGUAAUCAUUUCAAAAGUGCAGCAGUUUCUGUCAAUCUAGAAUGAUUUCUACACCAGUCUUACCAAAUUCGG
Messenger RNA from Psammomys obesus (fat sand rat), 4339 nucleotides. RefSeq names its product multiple EGF like domains 11 (gene Megf11). Gene Ontology annotation, cellular component: membrane. The record is from RefSeq and is a predicted model, not a curated record. Bases 200 to 3631 code for a protein of 1143 amino acids. NCBI's taxonomy places the organism in Eukaryota, Metazoa, Chordata, Mammalia, Rodentia, Muridae. The transcript is spliced from 26 exons. Gene Ontology annotation, molecular function: protein binding; scavenger receptor activity.